AUGUUGAGAAACACAUACUAUAAGAUUGUGGCUAUCGUGAUAGCUUGCCUUGUCAUAUUUUCUUUGAGGGAUUUGAUGCAGCCCAGCGUGGUGUACGUGGACAAGAACACCAACGAAGUUGUCAAAGAAUCUGAUGCAAACGGCGAAAAGGGCCAGGUGGGAGGACCCAUGAAUGCAGUUGGCCAAACGGACCCGGAAGUGGCUCUUGAGAAAGGUACUGCAGAAGAAACACCCAAAGACACUAAGGGCGAAGAGAAAGACGAUCAAACGAAAGAUGUUGAUAGCACAGGUAAAGAAGGCGAAGAUGUAGCUGCCAAAAUACCGAAUGUGGCCCCUAACGACGACUCAACGUCUCCUUCUCCUGAACAGUUAAAUGAAGGAGCUCAGAAACAGAACGAGGAGUCUAAGGCCCAAUCAUCGGAGCAUAAUGAUCAGGGUCUUGAUGCACCGAGUAAAGAAUCGAAUGAGAAGGAUAAAGAGGAUGAAUUUUACAAGGGAUUGGAAAAUUUAAGUGAAAACAGAAAGGACCAGUUGCUUAAGGAACAUAAGUAUCUGCCGUCCGGUGAGAGAGCAAAGGCUACUUUUGUUACCUUGGCAAGGAAUUCGGAGUUGUACGAUCUCCUUUUAGCGAUCAGAAAUGUUGAAGAUAGGUUCAAUAAUAAAUUUCACUAUGAUUGGGUUUUCUUAAAUGACGAACCCUUCACCGAAGAGUUUAAGACUAUGACAAGCGCAAUCAUUUCAGGCAAGACGAAGUAUGGGUUAAUUCCAAAGGAGCAUUGGUCUUAUCCUGAUUGGAUCGACUUAGAAAGAGCUGCAGAAUCAAGGGCAAGAAUGAAAGCUGCCAAGAUUAUUUAUGGUGACAUGGAAAGCUACAGGCAUAUGUGUCGCUUUGAAUCAGGAUUUUUCUGGCAGAAUGAGUUACUUGAUGAGUACGAAUGGUAUUGGAGAGUUGAGCCAGGAAUUCGUAUUCACUGCGAUUUAAACUAUGAUCUUUUUAAGUAUAUGGAGGACAACCAAAAGGUUUAUGGUUUUACAAUUUCAAUUCAUGAAUUUGCGGCUACGAUCCCAUCUUUAUGGGGUCAUACAAAAGAUUUUAUGAAAGCACAUCCUGAAUAUGUAGCUGAAAAUAAUCUUCUUGACUUUAUUUCUAAUGACAAAGGUGAAACUUACAACUUAUGUCACUUUUGGUCUAACUUUGAAGUAGCUAGUCUAAACUUCUGGAGAUCUAAAGCUUACAGGGAAUAUUUCGACUAUUUGGACAAGACAGGUGGCUUUUUCUAUGAGAGAUGGGGCGAUGCGCCAGUUCAUUCACUUGCUGCUGCUCUUUUCCUUCCUAGGGAUAAAAUUCACUAUUUCGAUGACGUGGGAUAUAAUCACCAUGUUUAUACGCAAUGCCCUUUAAAUCAACAGUUUAGAGUGGACCAUAAAUGUGACUGCAAUCCAGACAAAGAUUUCACUUUUAGAGGCUACAGCUGUGGGCAAAAGUAUUAUGAUGUUACUGGUUUGAAAAAACCUGAUGAAUGGAAAGAUUACGAUUAG
Messenger RNA from Priceomyces carsonii, 1539 nucleotides. Its product is annotated as glycosyltransferase family 15 protein. The transcript has a single exon. The record is from RefSeq and is a predicted model, not a curated record. Gene Ontology annotation, cellular component: membrane; Golgi apparatus. Bases 1 to 1539 code for a protein of 512 amino acids. Gene Ontology annotation, biological process: protein O-linked glycosylation; cell wall mannoprotein biosynthetic process; protein N-linked glycosylation. Gene Ontology annotation, molecular function: alpha-1,2-mannosyltransferase activity. NCBI's taxonomy places the organism in Eukaryota, Fungi, Ascomycota, Pichiomycetes, Serinales, Debaryomycetaceae.